UGCCAGGCAUGGCCCUGGUGUGCCGUCCCAGGGACCCUCCUCCAAAAGCCUCUGGACUUUGGGGAGGAACGUAGGAAAAUCUGUAUGUAUUUAUAAAUACACGUUCACCUACAGGGGUGUGUAUUUUCUUAGAAAACCUAUUUGUUACGGAGUUUCGCUGUCUCGUGGCACAGGGAGCCCGGUCUCCGGUCCCUGCGUGUGGUCAGCAUGAUCCCAGGCCAUGGGCCGGUGAUCCAGGCGGUGCUGGGGACGUGUCUCACCUGGGGCCUGACGGCAGCUGGCUCGGCGCUGGUGUUUGUGUUUUCCAGCGGCCAGAGGCGGAUCCUCGAUGGAAGCUUAGGCUUUGCUGCGGGGGUCAUGUUGGCAGCUUCUUACUGGUCCCUCCUGGCGCCAGCUAUUGAAAUGGCUGAGGAAUCUGGAAGUUUUGGAGCCUUCGCUUUCAUCCCUGUGGCUGUUGGCUUUGCUCUGGGAGCAGCUUUUGUGUAUUUUGCUGACCUGCUCAUCCCCGUGCUGGGUUUCAGCGGACCUCCCCACGCAGCUUUUGCCUUGAGCUGUGACCCACAAGUGAUGAAAGAAAAACAAGAGCAUGAACCCACCCAUCACCUGGACUAUGAGAGCGAGCUGUCCAUCCGGAUAGGUAGAGCUGGGCUCCAUCCAGACAAAGGAGAAAAUGGGGAGCCUUACCAGCGGAGGAGAGCGGCGGGGGCCAGCCUGCCAGACGGCCCCCCGGCCUUCCCGGCGCCCAGGGACGGUGCCCCGGCGCCCGGCAGCAGCAGCUGGAGGCGGAUUCUGCUGAUGAUCCUCGCUAUAACCAUCCAUAACGUCCCAGAGGGUCUGGCGGUUGGAGUUGGAUUUGGGGCUGUUGGAAAAUCAGCGUCGGCAACGUUUCAGAGCGCCAGGAACUUGGCGAUCGGGAUCGGGAUCCAGAAUUUCCCGGAAGGGCUCGCCGUGAGCCUGCCUCUGCGCGGCGCCGGCUUUUCCACGUGGAGAGCGUUCUGGUAUGGGCAGCUCAGCGGCAUGGUGGAGCCUUUAGCUGGCAUCUUUGGUGCCUUUGCUGUGGUGGUGGCAGAGCCUCUUCUCCCCUACGCCUUGGGCUUUGCUGCCGGAGCGAUGGUCUAUGUGGUCAUGGAUGAUAUCAUCCCUGAGGCACAAACCAGUGGCAAUGGGAAGCUGGCUUCCUGGACCUCAAUACUAGGAUUUGUGGUGAUGAUGUCCCUGGACGUUGGCCUCGGGUAAUGGCAGGUCACCGCUCCCCGGGAGAAGACUUCAGAGCAAUUUGUGUGGCGGCACUUGGAACUGGACGUACUUUAUCCUCUAGACUUUUUUGUAUAUACUUUUUGAUCUGGUUUGGUGUUGAUUACCUAUAAUUUUAUAUAUCUCCCCCCCAUAACAUAAUGUUGAUGGUUUUCAAAGCACAAAUACGGGUGGCUCCUUGCAGGUCCUGGUUUCCUUUUGCCACCAGAUUUUCUUUUUUUCUCCACAGGGUUGUUGGUGAGACGCAUUGGCUGGGCUGCAGGUUACAGUUCACUUUCCCUUCAGCUCUGGGGUCGUUUCUCUAAGCCAGGUUGCUCUUGGUUUUGAUCAUCUUUGUUCUGUAGAAGAUUAGAAAUCCACUGUCAAGUGUUUAUGCUGCUCUGUGGUUAAGUACCGAGGCAUUUGAAUGGAGUAAACUCCUUAAAGAGUCUCGAUUUCCACACUUGAUUUUGGAGGCAGGUGGAAGGAUCAGUCCUAAGGUGUCAUAGACAGCGCUUUGGAGUAGCAGGUCUAAUAUAUCCUGCUGGUCCCUGGGAAUUUUUUAGGGUGCUAGUUGUUUUGAUGGAUGCAAAUAUAACAAGUAAAAAAUGAACUUUCUUGGUGUCUCUGCAAGAGGGAAACUUCUUUUUUUUCUGAAACGUAUCUCCCAGGUGGGGCUUUGUCGCGAUGCACUACCCAGAGGUUUUCUCCUUUGAAGAAAAGGGAGGGAAGAACGUCUGUUUUGUAGCAUGCCGUCUGUUAAAAGGCGAGGUGUGGUUAUCCACGUUGUUGAUAAUGUGCUAUGUGGUUGUUGUACGGCAGGAUUCGUUUCCACGUGGGCCAGUGACUGUGUUUCUAAUGUUACUGAGCAACAGCUGUUGUAUGGCUGCUAUUUUCAAUAGUUCAUAACUCUGUGCUUUCCUGAGGAUCUCCGUGAAGUGUCAACGUGGGCUUUUCCCAGAGGUUGCCCCGUUAGCGCUUUGUCUCUGCAAUGGCCUUUGGAGAGCGCGGAGCUGGAUCAGACGUGACCGAGAGCCCCGGUGGGACAGCAGCUCUCCUUUCCCUCAGCAGGACCAGGGUGAAAUAAUUUAUCGGGAUGAAUUAACCAUCCAGCCUAACGAGUCAGCAGCAUGCGCCGUGUGCGUCUGCCUCUUCACCCCUCCUCUUCUCCAGCGUCCCGCGGGCUCAGGAGCGAGCCCUGCUCAGCUCCCAGGCGCCCGGCGCUGCGCGGGGGCCCUGGUGCCACCACCUCCAGGGAAGAGCACAACGCCGGAGCUGGCGCGAGGAUGCGGAACGCCUCCCUCUUGGCCGAGGGUGCUUCUCUUCAGCGAAAGGGGUUAAUUAGCCUCUUAGGAGGAGCAGUUGCUAACUGGAUCGCCUCGCCGAUGUUUGACUUUGUCAAUCCCUCCGCAGUCGCGACUGCAGCAGGUUGGUGCUCGGGGGACCGGGGCUGCGCGCGGGGCGACUCUAAGCCGUCCUGAGGUCCUGCUGGGAGGUCGCAGAAGGCAGCCCGAGGGAACCGGCUUGGUCAACUGAGCGAAAGCCGUGGGGUUUUGUUUGGUUCAUUUUUUGGUUGGGUUUCAUUUGUAUUUCAUCUGUAUGUCAAUCUGGAUGAUACAAAACUACUGUUUGCCGAUGGGUUUGACCUCUUAACUGUGAUUGGUUUCAAUAAAUGGGAAAUUCAGAGUU
Dromaius novaehollandiae (emu) is the source of this 2922-nucleotide messenger RNA. It is a transcript of the gene SLC39A11, whose product is annotated as solute carrier family 39 member 11. The record is from RefSeq and is a predicted model, not a curated record. NCBI's taxonomy places the organism in Eukaryota, Metazoa, Chordata, Aves, Casuariiformes, Dromaiidae. Gene Ontology annotation, molecular function: zinc ion transmembrane transporter activity. Gene Ontology annotation, biological process: zinc ion transmembrane transport. The transcript has 10 exons. The coding region runs from base 208 to 1236 and encodes 342 amino acids. Gene Ontology annotation, cellular component: membrane.